AUGGAUAAAAACCGAACAGGUGUGCUGAUACUCCUCCUGAUCCUCCUGAAGGUGCUUGGACCAACCGAGGCGUCCUGUAGCUGCAAAGAUCAGACGUACUGCAACUGCCAGCUACAGGGUGGGAACCAACGCUUGACCAUGAACCUCUUCUAUAAUGCCAUCAGUGACAUUCAGCCCGGAACAUUUAAAGCAUUAUCACAACUAACAAUGUUGGUCCUACACAGUAACAAGCUAACAAGGCUCACAUCUAACAUGUUUACAGGGAUGGGAAACUUAGUUGAGCUUCAACUACACAAAAAUAACAUCAAUGAAAUUCAGGCAGGAGUAUUCACAGACCUCUCAAGUGUCCCCACCCCAAACAUCACAGUCGUUCUCCCCUCUGGACUGAAUGUAACUGUUGAGUCAGAGUGGGGCGAGACGGUGGUUGUCAACGACACCGUCACCAUAAACAUUACUGUAGAUGCUGUCGCAUUAUCACAACUACAAAUGUUGGUCCUACACAGUAACAAGCUAACAAGGCUCACAUCUAACAUGUUUACAGGGAUGGGAAACUUAGUUGAGCUUCAACUACACAAAAAUAACAUCAAUGAAAUUCAGGCAGGAACGUUUAGUUCAAUGUGGCAACUAAGUUUAUUGAAUCUGAAUUUCAACAAACUAACAAAUCUCAGAUCAGGCAUGUUUACGGGGCUGGGAAAUUUGAAAAUUCUCCAACUGGCCGAGAAUGACAUUAUAACAAGCUAA
Molecule: messenger RNA, 741 nt
Organism: Branchiostoma belcheri (Belcher's lancelet)
Lineage: Eukaryota; Metazoa; Chordata; Leptocardii; Amphioxiformes; Branchiostomatidae
Product: leucine-rich repeat-containing protein 15-like
Exons: 6
Coding region: 1-741 (246 amino acids)
Cellular component (GO): extracellular matrix
Molecular function (GO): protein binding
Source: RefSeq, a predicted model, not a curated record